AAAAAAAUGGUUCAGUGUCAUCAAAAUGACAGGGCUGCGUUUCGUCUUUUUGUUCUGUGUUUUAAUAAUUCAGAGAGUUGCAAGCCAAAGCUGCAACUGCCAAACGGAUUUAUACAUAUCCAUAGAUGACUUGAUGAAAGCCCUGAAUAACGGGCCCGGAAUCCCAGGACUCAUAGAAAACAACAACCAAGCUUUCGGAUGUCAACCACCCUGCCAACCGUCCUGUCAAAACAACCAGCAAUGUUCCCAACCUCAACAGAAAACAAGCUUCGCGAUAGGCCAACCUACCUUCUCGAUUUCUGGAUUUGGCAACCAAGGUUGUCAACCAUCUCCACCUGUUCAGAUCAGCCAGCCUAGUCAAUGUAGUUGCCAAUCUCUGCAAAUAAACCAACCAAGCCAAUGUGGAUGCCAAUCUCUUCAAAUCAGUCAACCUAGUCAAUGCGGUUGCCAAUCUAUUCAAAUCAGUCAACCUAGCUGCGGUUGUCAGCAAAACCAACAAUUAACUAUUUCAAAUCCUUCUAUCUCCUUCCAACCUAUUUCACUUUCGCAACCAAGCCAACAAAAAACUCAAACUAAACAGAUCAAAACAGAAAGUGUCCCAAGCUGUAUCAUCCCGGCAGCUCUUUUACAAGCUCCUCCUUACGGUAUCAUCUUCGCCGGUGAGAACCUGCUCAUAGAUGGCGCUGUCCAAGUCCAAGGCAACAUGCCGUUCAACAGUAUCAUCGAGCUGGGUGGAGUCGUGCCGAGCUCAGGGUCCGGAUGUGUGCAAUAUUCCUGCGGUGAUUCAUGCUCCAUUUGCUCGUAAAUUAUAUAUUUUUUUACAAUUUACAAUAAAAGGUUCGCAUGUCUUUGAUUUUUUUUAUUCGUAUCAAAGAGGAUAUAAUAAGAUAGAGCGGUACUGUCAUAGUAAAUUUUGUAACCACAGUAAGUUCACUGCCAUCUAUCGACACACGAUUAAAACUAAAAAUAAAAAUAUCAAAAAAUGUAUUUUUAUUUAUAUACGGAUAAAUGAUUUUUUUAUUUGGAUUUAUUAUAUUAAUUAUUUUUAUAUGAUUUUGACCCAUGUUCUUACACUGAUGCUUAAAAUUGUUAAAUAACAAACGAAACCGUCAACGCUAUCUCUACGAGAGUAGCCCAAAGGUAGUGGCGCCAUCUGAUCAAGAAUCAAAUUUUCUUGAUUUUCGAGGCACGUUUUUUCCUUAGACUGUGUCCAUCUAUUACGUAGUUAUAUCUAUCUUUGCCUAUACUAACCAUAAUGAGUUAAAUAAAAUUAACUAACUAUCUUUAAAGAUAACAAUAUUUAAAGAUAGUUAGUUAUCAUGCAGGGCCGCAUAAAGUCCAUCCUUUGUUCUCCAAACGAUAUAAGCAGGGUUCAUUCUGGACUCGUUUAGUUUACUAUUUUCACUCACAACGAGCGCAGAACCAUGAAUACUCAUAAAAUGAAAAUCCUGUUUGCAUUGCUGACGCUGAUAGUAGCGUUAGUUAAAGCUACUGUCAUAAAUGAGCGCGACGCGACGUCCAGUGAUUCAACAUACAUAACGAAAAUUUUUGAAACCGAUGUGUACAAGACUCCAGCAGUAAUUUUUUUCGGAAAGUUUAACGGUGAAAUAGUUCGAUGUCAAAAAGAUCAGUGCGAGAUUUUCCACAAAGCCAACAGGACCGAUUCAAUUUACUCCCUGCAUAUUAGCGGAGAGUAUAUUUACGCAGGUCUAUUUUCCGGAGAUAUCUUAAAAUGUCAUUUAUAUACGAAACAUUCAUGCAAAAUUUUCUACCCGGGCAGUCGCCCUACUCCGCUGAACACGCCGGUGUUUUCUUUGACUAGUGUGAGAGGACAUCUUUUUGCAGGGCUUGACGAUGUUUCCGAUGGUACCAUAAUGAUGUGUGAAAAACAUCAAACCGAUUGUCGGCCACUGCAUAAGUUAAGAAAUACCCCCGUUCCUGCUUUAACUCAAAUUGGUGACAAUAUAUACGCUGGAGGCGGUGGAAUGAAAGUUAUACGAUGUUCUUUAACACUCGACCAUUGCACACAAGUGUAUGAAAACAGUGACCGUAAAAAGGUCACUAUGGGUAUUGCAAAUAUGGACAAUGUAAUGUACUUAUUAGAACAUACAGGAGUUCUGUGGAAAUGCCCACGUACAUUUAAUACAAUCACAAAUUGUAUACAUGUUUACUUGAAUACCAAUGGUGGUUACACAUGGACCAUGGUGGCAUUCAAUGCCUCGGUGUACGUGCUCGGUGGUAUGGGGAUUUGCGAUGUAAAUACUGGCAACUGUGUGAGUUAUACAAAUCAAAAAGAGUUUCGAAGUAUGGCUAUGGUUUACAAAACUCAUCAUAUGCAAAGCAAUUAUAAGGAGGAGGACAGCUGUCAAGACGUACAAUGCGAACUUGUUACAUAUUACAAUGAAAAUGAGAGAGCCGCAUUUAAAGUCCAUGUCAAAGAUGGUAGACUGUAUAACGCAAAUGAUUCUUUUGUGGACACCAGCGACGCAGAUCAAGGCAAAACGGGACCGGCUGCCAUCUUCAUCAUGGCGCCUGAAGGCAAAAUAUUCCUGUCGAACCAUCAUCAAGGAAUAAACACGUCAAGCUUCCUCGCCGGUAACCCGGUGUCGGGGGCCGGGGAGAUUGUCGUCGAGAAGGGGGUGAUUAAGAAGAUAACGGCCUGCUCCAACCACUACAAACCAGAUGUGGAAUUAAACAAACAAGUAAUCCAAUCGUUAAUCACUCAGGGAUACACAGAGCCCAUCGUAUUAGAUAUGUGUAAUGAAAUCAAAAAUUAAUAAUUAAAAUGUUUAAUUUGAUUUCUGUAGUAAGUAGAUUCUGCAUUCUAUGCAAAAUGUAGUUAUUAAGGUAUUUAUUACUGCUUCGGUGAUUGAUUGGAAAGUAAUAAAAUGAUAUGGUUGGCUAACUUUCACCAAGUUUUUGUAAACUGAUGCAGUAGGUAGUAUUUUGCAACAUUAACUAUUAAAUAAUUAUUGUAUAUUAAAACGCUAAAACGUAGAAACAAUGUAAUUCAAAGUACUAGGUACAAAAGCAUUUACUAUUCAAUAAGUUUACAAGUCAGGUAACUCAAAAUAACACUAACAAAAUCAAUGUAACCUUAUAAUUUUUAAAUUUCAUA
Cydia strobilella is the source of this 3118-nucleotide messenger RNA. RefSeq lists its product as uncharacterized. Lineage: Eukaryota; Metazoa; Arthropoda; Insecta; Lepidoptera; Tortricidae. The transcript has 2 exons. Gene Ontology annotation, biological process: multicellular organism development; chorion-containing eggshell formation. Gene Ontology annotation, cellular component: egg chorion. Gene Ontology annotation, molecular function: structural constituent of egg chorion. The record is from RefSeq and is a predicted model, not a curated record. The coding region runs from base 1425 to 2777 and encodes 450 amino acids.